AUGACGUCAUUUUCGCCAAACCGCACUGUGACCGCCAUCUUGUCAGAAAUCUUGCUGGCAAAAGUUUUAUUUUUUUAUCUAGUCGACAAAAACGUCGAUUUGGUGCCGUUCCGUUGGUUAUCUGGCCACCCGGAGUUCGGCGCUACUUGCAUUGGAUUUUUUCAGAAAAUUUUCCCCCGGAAGAACUUCACCAUUCAAAAUCAACCUCAACCACUCUGGCAGCUGCCUAACGGCAUCCUCUCAGGAAUGCUCCUAGGCAUUACGGGAUGCUUCGAGAUGCUCGUCGGAUUCGGUGCUUCCACUCCCGUCACAGCAGCUUGGAUUUCAACUCAUGUUGUCUCGCCAUCGUCGUGCAGUCAACUCCUCCAGGAGAUGCCACCAAAGCCGCCAUGAGUGAAAAGUUGCAGAAUCCUUGAAGAAUCAUCCGAAGUGAAGGGAUUGGUAGAAAACCCAGGUGUG
This is a messenger RNA of Culex quinquefasciatus (southern house mosquito), 459 nucleotides long. RefSeq lists its product as uncharacterized. The transcript is spliced from 2 exons. Bases 1 to 393 code for a protein of 130 amino acids. The record is from RefSeq and is a predicted model, not a curated record. Lineage: Eukaryota; Metazoa; Arthropoda; Insecta; Diptera; Culicidae.